UCUUUCUCUUGUUGCCUUUUCACGUGAAAACAACACAAAACCCUCACCUCCAUUUUUCUUCCCAUCACAAACCAAAGGCCGCAAAUUCACUCACCUAAUAGUAUCAAUUGCAUUAGUACCUUUCUCUACUGCAUCCACUCCGUUCUUUUGUUAGCUUUCUAAACUCCACAAAUUUCCCAUGGCUCGAAAAGGAAGAGGUAAAACUAACACAUCGGUGCCAGAAUUUGAUGCCGAAAAGUUUCUUUCUGCAGAAUGUGAAAGUAGAAGGGGGUUACUUGCUCGUCGGAAUAUCAUUCAUGAAAGGGUGCUCUCGAUACCCGAAGAUGACAUGCCUCAAGUCCCUAAUCAGAUUGAGAAGAGAGGUUGGGAGUACUUAGUGACAUAUCCAGAAAACAAGGAGGCCUAUGCUGAGUUAGUCGUUGAGUUCUACUGCAAUGCUUAUUGUCCACAGAAAGAUAAGCAAAAGGAGAAAAGUUUUGUAAGAGGGAAACAAAUUCCUUUUGAUGCUGACACUAUUAAUUCUCUGUUGAAAAGCAAGCUACUCAGAACCAAAGAUCAAUGGCCAACCUUUAAACAAAAUGUCAACACUGUUAGUCUCUUGAGGGAGUUAUGUAAGGAUGAAACUGAGUGGAUUUUGGAUUCGACCGGAAAGCCCAAAAAGUUUCCCUCUUCGUCCCUUGUGCCUUUGCCAAAAAUUUGGGCAGCAUACAUUGGGACUAAUCUAGUCCCAUGCUCGAAUGUUUCGGAUAUUAAAGUGGAGAAAGCUGCCCUCAUUUCAGCAAUUAUGACCGGGAAAGUAAUUGAUGUCGGGAAAAUUAUUCAAACUCAGAUUCAAAUCAUCGCCAACUCUGCCACAAAUGCGUUGGAAUUCCCUCGUUUGAUCACCCUGUUAUGUGAAAAGGCAAAAGUCGACAUGAAUCUCUCCCUCCUUUGAGGAAACAUGCUGUGAUAGAUUGGACUUAUGUCUGCAAAUACUGUGGGGUGGAUGGUGAUGACGAUGUUGAUGAGCCAAAAAGGAAAAGGGUUCGACGCCAGGCAGGUGCAGAGAGCUCCCACCAAUCAGCCCAAACCACUUCGAGAAGUCGUGAGGAGAGAAUUGAUGUUUUAGAAGGAAAUGUGCAAGCCCUUCGUAAAGCUGGUCAAAUCCAAUAUGAAGAUAUCAUGAAGGCGCUGGGGGUAGUAGGUCAGAGCUUGAAGGUAACUGUUCCAGAAGCAAGGACAUCAGAGGAUUUAGAUCAACUUGUUGGCUGGGUCCCUAUGCUGGUGCAACCAUCAGAUGAAAUUCAAACUGAAGAGAGUGGUGAUGAGUCCGAAUGAGGACUAGUACCCUCACCGGGAGAGAGAAGCACAUGAGUUACUUUCAUCAAUUAAUUUCAUCUCUCUCAACUCUUUAUCUUUUAUUUUCCUGUUUAGAACUUGCAAUUAGUGCACUUAUUUUCUGUGUCAUUUCUGUCUUCUUAGAAACACAACUCUAGUUUGGGGGAGGGGUUAGGAGUUAUAGGUCAAAGUAGUUUCUGUCAGUUCUUAUUUGUAGCAAUUAUCUUUUGAGUCAAGUAUUUUAUUCAGGUUGAGUUAGGAUCCGAUGAUGACUUUUAUGGUGAAUUAGUAGGCUCUGUUAGUCCCGCUACGAUGCAGCCUUGUGAAAAAUCCCAUUUGGUAAUUACUCGAAGUUGCAACUUUGAGUGAGAGUGGAAAUUUGCAUAGUAAGGAAUAACAAAAAUCAUGUUGGUAAAUAUAAGUCUGAAAUGCACAUAGAGGAGCAUAAAUUAGUGUGGGAAGCACAAUAAUAAGACAAAUUCCCAUCUAGCUUAUGUGAAAUAAAAUGGUCAUUUGAUUCAUAUGUUUAGUGGCAUGAUUAGGGUUAUUCUUUGUGAUGCUAUUUACACAGGAAUAGGAAGAAAGUGAACUGCACACACACACCAUAUACCUAUGUGGGGAAUGAUCCAAGCUGUUCCGUCAUGGGAUGACUUAGAUGCUUGCUUUAGUAACCAUACCUGAGGGCAAUCCAACUAAAAAAAUUUACUCAAUACCUGUUGUCUUCAUAUUAUGCUAGGAAUUCGGAACUGACAGUCAAUGCUUUUCAUUUGCAUCACUCGAGGUCGAGCAAUGUUUAAGUUUGGGGUUGUGAUAACCGACAAAAAUGUAGGUUAUUACCUUCAAUUUUACCUCUAAAUCAAGUUUCUUUUGAGUGAUUGCAUAACAUAUUUCUCCUUAUUUUGUGUUUUCUGAUUGUUUUACUAAGCUGAUCUCCUCUGCAAUUUAUUGCAUGAUUUUUGAACAUUUGACUUGCUCCGAGUAUGUUUGGUUAUGUAGGAAUGGAGAUGGAUAAAAGGUAGGUCACGAGAAAGCUUCCAAGUGGACGGAUACAUCUUUUGUUGAAGUUUGCUGAUCGAUUCUUGCGAGGCCAGCAGGCGCUAGGCGCUAGAAGAUCACCUCAGAGGCGCCAGCUCCCUGGAAGUGGGCGCUAGGCGCCCAUGCAGCAGCGCAGCGCUGAGAUAGUUCGUGUUCCUCAACUGUGCACCGACGCUAGGCGCUAGAAGACCACUUCAGAGGCGCCAACUCUCUGGAAGUGGGCGCUAGGCGCCCAUGCAGCAGCGCAGCGCUGAUAUUGUUCGUGUUUCUCAAGAUGUGCACCGGCGCUAGGCGCCCUAGUCGGGUCAAAGCGCCCCGUGUUGGGCCUGUUAUGCUAUAAAUACGUUUUUAAUCAAAACAUAGGGUUCUUAAUCACUUUUGAGGGGAGAAACCUGUGACCUAGCAGACAAGACACAAAAGAGGCGGCUUUCAACACCAUUGAAGGAGAUUUAUCAAGAAUCGUUCAUGGAUCGUUCUUGUAAUUCUUCUUUAAUCUCUUUCUCUUGUUUAUUUGCUAUGAAUAACUAAACCCUCCGUUGUUGGGGAUGAGUAGACCUAGAUGAUUACAUUUGUCAUGUGAUUGGAUUAUGAUUAUUGAUUAAACUUAUUGAAUUGUUUUUCUUA
Medicago truncatula (barrel medic) is the source of this 2976-nucleotide messenger RNA. RefSeq lists its product as uncharacterized. The transcript has 2 exons. NCBI's taxonomy places the organism in Eukaryota, Viridiplantae, Streptophyta, Magnoliopsida, Fabales, Fabaceae. The record is from RefSeq and is a predicted model, not a curated record. Bases 179 to 934 code for a protein of 251 amino acids.